Protopterus annectens (West African lungfish) is the source of this 5284-nucleotide messenger RNA. Its product is annotated as poly(ADP-ribose) glycohydrolase-like. The transcript has 13 exons. NCBI's taxonomy places the organism in Eukaryota, Metazoa, Chordata, Ceratodontiformes, Protopteridae. Gene Ontology annotation, cellular component: cytoplasm; nucleus. The record is from RefSeq and is a predicted model, not a curated record. The coding region runs from base 214 to 1296 and encodes 360 amino acids. Gene Ontology annotation, biological process: regulation of DNA repair; ATP generation from poly-ADP-D-ribose; carbohydrate metabolic process. Gene Ontology annotation, molecular function: poly(ADP-ribose) glycohydrolase activity.
UCAUUUUAGGGUCUCCAAACUGUGCCUCGGUGGGAAAUUAUUAAAAAAGCACUGACGAAAGGAAAGUUUAAAGACAGCUAUGAAGUUGAAGUUUCCAUUAAAAAAUACAAUAAGAAAUAUGAGAAGGAGUGGUCAUUCUCUGGCCUGCACAGUUAUUUACGCUCGCUAGCACAAGAAGAAAAGAAUGAUCUCCUCCAAGGCACUUUACCGUUUAUGGCAUCUCUUGCGCUUCAGCUCCCAGAUGUCUGCCCAAGUCCUAUCCCUUUGCUUAGAAAAGGCCAAGAACAUACCCUUACAAUGUCCCAAAGACAGAUUGCCUGCCUGCUGGCCAAUGCCUUCUUUUGUACAUUUCCUCAUCGGAAUGCAACCAAUCCCAGCUCUGAGUAUUCUAAUUAUCCAGAUAUAAAUUUCAGCAGACUUUUUGAAGAUGUCUCAGAACAGAAACACCAGAAACUCAGGACAAUUUUCUGGUAUUUUACCAGCCUUUAUACUACGAUGCCAACUGGUCUGGUGACAUUUCAGAGACGCUGUAUGAAGAGUGAGAUCAACUGGAAAGUGUCUCGAGCCAAAUUUACAGCACUGCAUGUGACUUGUGAAGGAAAAAUCGAGGAGCAGGGAGCUGGCAUGCUGCAGGUGGACUUUGCUUCUUCCAAGGUUGGUGGUGGAGUCCUUGGUUCUGGCCUAGUGCAAGAGGAGAUACGAUUUCUGAUCAACACGGAACUUAUAGUAGCUCGUCUUUUUACAGAAAAGUUAAUGGAUAAAGAGUGCCUCAUUAUUACAGGAGCACAGCAGUACAGCAGAUAUUCUGGAUACAGUGACACAUUCCGGUGGGAAGGACCUCAUAUAGAUGUGACCCCAAGGGAUGAAUGGCAGCGUCUGUGCACAGAAAUUGUGGCCAUUGAUGCUUUAAAGUUCAACGACUAUGAAGAUCAGUUUAAAGGUUUUGUUUUAGAUCGUGAGCUGAUGAAGGCUUUCUGUGGUUUCCGUGUUGAUCCUUCCCAAGUUUCAACAGCUGUAGCUACUGGCAACUGGGGUUGUGGUGCCUUUAAAGGAAAUGCCAAGUUUAAAGCUCUCAUCCAGCUCAUGGCAGCGGCUGAAGCUCGGAGAGAUGUAAUGUAUUUCACCCUUGGCGAUAAACACCUGAUGAAAGAUCUCUAUCACAUCCAUUUGUUUCUUAAAAAGCAAAACUUCACUGUUGGUAAACUCUUCUCAUUAAUAGAAAAAUUUUGUCAAAGCGUGAAGUCAAGACAUUCAACAGAACAUUUGUAUGAUUACAUUUAUCAUGCCAAACUGUAAUCAUAGAAAAGCAACUGUAAUUUUUGCAUCACUGCAUUUUUUUCUCAUGAAGAUGAAAAAUAGAAUUACUGCAUAUUGUUUGUGAACUGUCUUAUGUGUAUUUUUUUUUUUGAGAAAAUUUGCUCAGUCUGAGUGCCUGGGGACUGCUGUCAGCAAUUGGCCUGUACUGUAAUUCAAAGUGAAAUUAUGACAAUCAAUUGCUUCUAGCAGUAUUAUGACACAGCACACUUAAAGGACUGGCUGUUACAGUAUUGUGUGUAACUGCUAUGUGGAUUGGUACCAAUGUACCUGAAGUGGAUUAUCUUAAGUGGACACCUGAUUUGAAUCUGCUGGUGUGAGGAAUGGCAGUAGGUACCUGCUCAAAGUUUUACUGCCGAGUUCUUGUUUAACCUCUGAAUACAUGCUUUAAAAUAAGAACAGAAAAGGAUGAAAAGCUGUGAAAGCUUAAAAGAUUUUCAAUGGCUCAUUUGAAACAAGGAGUGUGUUACUGUCGCUUACUCAAUUUUUGAGAAAGUGUCUGCAUUACAGCUGUGCCUUCAUUUUCUAUAUCAUGAGACAUCAUCAGAUAAAUGAAUGUGGUGCGCAAACUUUCUUUUUUAUCAAUGACUUCUGACCUUUCAGGGAAGGGAUGUACACUCAUCUGGUGGGACAAUACGCAGCUUUCUCUGAUGCCAUCGGUAGUUUUGUAAAAACACAUACUGCCAUUCUAGCAAAGUAAAUUAAUUGCACAGUCAUUAUCUGGGAACACAUAUGAAUGUGUUUUAUUUGUCUGAAAUAAAAAACACUCUUCAUACAGUGCUCACAUGUAACUUCUUUGAAUGAUGGUUUUGUGAUCUGCGCAUUUAAAAUUAUGUAACUGUCUCCAUACUUGGUACUUAAUUAUACUAUGAUCAUAAUGUUCAAAAAUUGUAAACAUCUUGAUAAUUUCCUUGUGUCUUCGUUCAGUCCAAAUUAAAAGAAACAUGCUACAUGCCCCAGUGUGAACAUGCAGCACCAGCAAAGAGUUUUGUUUUACUUUUGAUUCUAUUUCUUAUCUGUUACUACAGUGAGAAAGUUUGUUUGCUAUGAGGGAUUAAAGUGUUGUAUUAAAAUCGAGCUGGUUUGGUAAGUAGUAAAAAUGAUGGAGCAAUGUGCAUUGAGUCAGCCUUAUGAAACAGGACAAGUAGAAGAAGUAAUAAUGGGACCAAAAAGCGGAGCCCACCUCCUUUCUCAUAUCAUAGAGCAGGGGUGUCCAACCUUUUCAGUUGCAAGGGCCGCAUUGAGUCAACAGAAAUGGUCUGGGGGCCACAUGUAAAAUAUAUCAUUGCAAACGGCAAGUGAGGACCAAAAAAAAAAAAAAAAGUCAGGUUCAGGUAAACUGAAGAGCAAAACACCCCAGGUAUAUGCAGACUAAUACAGUCGACCCACUGGCUGUAUUUUAGGUGAAUUUGAACAAAGAAUAAAUUAAUAAAUGCAUAAUAUUUGCCCUAAAAUAAAAUACGUAUACAGGUUUUUAAGAAGUAAACAUUACCUGACAGCAUUAGAAAAAAAACUUGCAUCAACCUGUUUACUACCAUUUCUCUUGUAUGCCUCCCCCAUCAUGACUAACCUACAUAGCAACCCCCCCCCCAAUGAAACUGGACAGCUGCUACACACUAUAAUUGCUAGAUUUCGCAGCAGUUUACAUACAGAAAGUCAACACUGCAAAGCCUUAACUGUACUGGCUCGAGCCUCACAAUCUCCUACUACCACAUACCUACUCACAACUAGGUAUUGCCCAUAAUCUAAUAGUAGACAUUUUAAUCAUUGUCAUUAUUCCCUCAGUCUAUCUCUAAAAACACUACAACCACAGCAGCUGCAUUCUAAGAAAAGUGACUAAGAAAUAAGUUUUUCUCUGAGAGCUUUUGCUUUAGCAAACGUAACAGACCGAUAUGUUCGUGCUCUGGUUGCAAGUUCCUACUCUGGGAAUUAUAUUUUCCACAUCAGUUCUUUUAAUAAAUUUAAUUAGUAGAACUGCUAAUAAGAAUAUGCACAGUACAUAUAAAAUGCUUCCAUUAAUCAAAGUUUACAAACUUGUAAAGUCUGUUCUAAUAAUGUCUGUCUAGAUCGGGAUAUGUUCUUAUGCCCAGAGGCCACAUUUUGGACAACAUCUUAUUAAAUGUAAACCUGGCUUCUGUUCCUUUUCUUAUUCUGAAUAUUCUGAAAUUGUGAUAUUUGUUUGCUGCAUGUGAUUCAUGCAUGCUUAAUGCCAUUUCUGUUUACUUGUGGGAAGAAGGCCUUUCUGAACUAUUUUAUUGGUUGCUAUAACUUACUUUCCAUUAUCUUGGCAAUGCCUAUCAGCUUAAUGUGUUAAGAUUGAUAAGUUGAAAGUAAGGUGCAACCUUUCACAGAUCUUUCAUAGUUGAUAAACUAGCUUGCUCCAUCAGUUAGCUGCUGAAAUCAGUGCUUUUAUUAAAUGUUUGCAAGACGCAUCUGAAUAGAAUUUGUUAAUUUUCUUGCAGUACAUCCCUACUUAGAUUAUUAGAUAUUGCAAGAGUAUGUCAUUGCACGGUCCUAUACAGUUAAAAAAAAUAACCUCUGACUCUGGACCGUCUGAAAUGCAUUAACAAAUCAAGGUUGCUAUCAAUAUCUUAUGUAUGUAAAGACUUUUCAAGGCAAUUCUGAAGCUCUAAAGCUGUGGUAAAUAUAUUCAAAAACUGUCAUAUGCACUAACAUCAGUCUUUCACUGAAUAUUAUUUUAAUAAAGAAAUUCUGUAAUUCUUAAUGCAUUCUACUGAAGACGUGUUGUUUUAUUUUUCACCAGAAUUUAUUGCCAACAACUUUGGAUUGUUUUUGCUUCUAUCACUAGUGAAAUGUGGUUUAAAAACCACAAGUUUAAUAUUAACCUAUUUAGUGGGAAAAGUUCAGUAUACCCGGAUGACUUCAGGGAGUUAUAUUUAAUAAAAACAUGGUGUUUACAUAUCAUCAUUUUUAAAUUCAUAGUAUUUGGUAAUGCACCCAAUUUAUGAACCACAGGAAACUAGUACUACCUUAAUCACACAAGAUGCACUUCUAAAGAACUCUACAAAUGAUAAGACGUUGUACAUCAAUGCAUUCUGAAGCCUUAUUAGUGUGCUAAAAAUGCCACAUCAUUAGGAAUACACCAGUAAACAUCAUUAUUGUCAAGACAAGAGAUUGCAACAGCAUAAUGAAGCAAUUAAUAAAUAGGCAAAUGCAAGGUUGUCAUCAAUUUAAGCAGCAGUAUCAUAGGACAAAUGUACAGGCUGUAGAAAGCUGCUCAGACUGCAGAACCAUACCUACAGCAAGAGGCAGUCUUCGAAAAUAAACCCGUUCACGUUGAUACUUAAACCAAGUUUAAAAAAUCCUGCACUUUAUUUUCUUAAUCCAUUCUUUGCAUCUGCGAGAAAGUUACAAUUACAGACACUCAACAUGAAAUUAAAAAAGAUGUCUUAUGCCGAGAACAAUGGAAACCAUUCCAAAACAUUAUAAAGUUAUACCAUUAACAAUAAAAUAUAUAGUGCACCCUCGAGUCUAUCUGUUGUAUUGCUUCUCAUUAGUUACUUUGCAUUCUGUAUACGAGACUCAACCUGUGGGCCAGCACUGAAAAAAGUCAUUUGAAUCAUUAGGGCUUAACCCUCCACAGCAUGAAAUUAAAUUCAUAAAUAGAAAAAUUAAUCUUUCUUAACUGAUUCCUGUUCAUAUAUCCACCAUUGUAAAAUACAUUGAGGUCUACUUUAAAUCAAUUCUCAAGCAAGAGUCUUUUGUAUCGAUUGUAAUGUAUUGAUAAGGAUCUAUUGUAGAUCUGCAGUUCAUUUCAAAGACCAAGAAAGAAGAUGGCAACAAAAUGUAAACUUGUCAGGCUUUAAGUUUCUGGAAAACGUACUACUUUAUAAAAGGGUUAUACAACCAAAAAACACACAACACUUGCAGGAAAUGACAAAACAAGAAGAAAAUUAUUUAGCUUAGCUUACCUUUUACUGCUGGAGAUGUAGUCAGUGUGUACUGUAAA